Messenger RNA from Colias croceus (clouded yellow), 3148 nucleotides. Its product is annotated as ankyrin repeat domain-containing protein 50-like. Gene Ontology annotation, biological process: protein localization to ciliary inversin compartment; intracellular signal transduction. The transcript is spliced from 9 exons. Gene Ontology annotation, cellular component: ciliary inversin compartment. The record is from RefSeq and is a predicted model, not a curated record. The coding region runs from base 182 to 2065 and encodes 627 amino acids. Gene Ontology annotation, molecular function: protein binding. NCBI's taxonomy places the organism in Eukaryota, Metazoa, Arthropoda, Insecta, Lepidoptera, Pieridae.
CUGAACUCUGAAGCAGUUGAACCUUUGUUAUUAAUGAACAAAGUUUUUCAUUUUCAAUACAAAACUACAUACUUAGUUCUAUAUAUUUUAUCAUAAUAUUUAUGUACAUAGAUCGAUUUAUAUCCAAAUAAUUAUCGUUCAAAUUUGUUUUGUAAUAUAUCGACAAAGCUUUGUCCCAGAAAUGAGUAAAUCUUUGGAGGAUAAUUUAAUCAACAAAAUUAUAUCAGAAGAUCAAGAUGCUAUCCUUUCUUACAUUUCAAAAGGUGCCAAUCCUAACAAAAUUACUAGUCAAGGCAAAACUUGUCUAGGAGAAGCUUCAAGUUUAGGUAAUAUCACGAUUGUUAAAUUGUUACUUGAAACCUGUAAAUCAGAAGGAACCAGUCAAAUCUCAUCCUAUGGUGUAGCAAAGAAAAAACACUGUGUUAAAUCCCAUAAAAGAAAAUAUAAGGGGACAGGGCAGCAUGAUGACAGCGUCAGUAAAUGUAAGAAUCGAUCACACAGAGUUAAUGUUGAUUUUCAGAAUGAAAAAGAUACUCUUAAAUCCAAUUCUAGUACAAGAACUGACAAGAAUCAAGGGUAUUUUGUGUUUAUAAAUAGUGAUGGCUCUAGUAGUGAUGAAAGUAGGUUUAGCAAUGUUAUAUCCCCUAAGAGUCCUUCUUUGGCAACAACACCGUUAGCCGAAUUAGAAUGGGAUGAAGAUAUUGGAAGUGUUGCCCCAACAACAAGCGAGGAUGAGACUUGGUCAUCUAUGUAUAAGUGGUAUGCUGCUAUACUUGAGAAAUCUGGUGCCGCUAUAGCAGCAGCGACAAUGGUUUCAAAUGGCAUCAAUCAGCAAGAUGCAUUUAUGAGAACAGCGUUACAUUAUGCAGCUGAACAGGGUCAUACAGAUAUUGUUAAAUUACUAUUGGAUGCGGGAAGCAAAUUGGAUAUAACAGCAGGGGAUGGCCUGACAUCCCUGCACAUAGCUGUGAUUAAAAAUCAUAUUGAAACUGUUAAGGAACUUUUGUCAGCAGGAAGUCAUGUUAAUUAUAAAACUCAUGAGAAAAUGACAGCACUACAUUUUGCUGCAUCCAGAGGAUAUUUAGAUUUGGUCAAAAUCCUUGUCAGCAAUGGAGCAUAUUUAGAGGCAAGAGAUACAAAUGAACGCACUGCAUUAUAUUUAGCAGCUGGAAGAGGACAUGUUGAUGUUAUAAAAUAUUUAAUAUCAGCUGGUGCCAAUAUUAAUGGUGAAGAAAUACAUGGCUACACGCCUCUAUGUGAAUCAGUUUGGCAAAGAUACACAAAAGUAGUUGAGCUUCUUUUAAAGUCUGGAGCAAGGAUUACACACUCCCAUAAACUUUUACACAAUGCAAUUUUACAAGGACAGGAAGAUAUAGUAACAAUGCUAGUAAGCCAUGGAGGAGGCAUUAAUUUACAUAAUGAUACUGGAGACACUCCUUUGUUAUUGGCUGUGCGUCUGUCACAAAUUUCAGUGGUGAAAAUACUUCUACAAAAAGGUGCAAAUGCAAAUAUAUGUAACAGCAUAACUGGUGCGAAUGCUCUUCACGUCGCAGUAGAGAGUGUUAAAUGUCCAAAUGAAUUUGAGGAGCUAAUAAUUUGGUUAUUGGACUAUAAAAUAGAUAUGAAUACAACAGCACUUACAGGCGAUACAGCUUUAAAUCGAGCACUGUUACUACAAAGGGACAAUGCAGCAAUGAUAUUGAUACAACAUGGUGCUGACGUAAAUGCAUGUGAUUCACAGUCCUGUGGGUUGGACAAUUUAGCAAUAGUUAAUAGGAGGGUACCAAAUAGCAUUGCAAGUUUACUCCUAAAAGCUGGUCAUUUCAUACCAGUUUCUGAAUGUAGGGUCGAGAAUAGUACUUUACAAACUAAAGAUACAACUGAACAUUGGCUACAUAGCAUUUGUAGAGAGCCCUUAAGUCUUUUAGACCUUUGUAGGAUUAGAAUAAGGUUACUUUGUAAAAAGAAACCUCUUCACCGUUAUAUUAACUUGUUACCUCUACCAAAGAGCUUAAAAACCUUCCUAAUGUUUAGAGAUGAGUGUAAUAUAUUUUCAUGUACCUAGUUUAAAUAAAUAAUCCUUUAUGAUUAAAAAGUUGAGUUAAAGUAUAAGAAUAAAAAAACUAAUUUACAUACAACAAUUAUUUAUUGAAACACUAGUGGGGUACAUAAUUAGUAAAAUAGAAAUAUGGAUUCUUGGCGUGUUUACAAUUUCUUUAAAAAAUUGGAUGUGGUGUUACAUUUCAGAUAUACAGUACCAAUUUAUGGAGGUUAAUCUGUCUAAAAUAAUAAAUCAAAAACGAUGUUGUAAUAAUUGUCUCCAAAAUGCAUUAGAAGAAUCAUGCUUUCCAACAAAUGCUAACUAAUAGGUAUCUAAUAGAAUUUAUUACUUCAUUCAAUAUUAAUAGACAGGUAUAUUGUCUUAUUUAUUCUUUACGCUGUUUCAAUAAUAUCAUAUUGGUUACAAUAGUUACAGUUUAUAAUUGUUACAAUAAAUAUUGUAAUAUGAAUGUAGGACUACUUUUUAAUAAAUCUAAAGCAACCUCCAAAAAACUAUAUUUCUGAAACCUUACAAUGUAAUACAUUAGUACUUACAUAAUGCAUAGUGGAUCUUAGAGUUUUUUAUGGCUCAAUGGCUAUUAUAGGUAUUAAAUAAUUCUUGACAGAAAUCUUCUAAAUUGUGAAUAAACUUACAUUGGUAAGGUAUAACACUUUAUUCUUAUCGACAUAAAUUAAAAGACAUUAAAUUAUUUAUUUAUAAAUAAAUGCUCCAUAUAAUACAUAAAUAUUCUUAUGUAAAACUAGUGACAUUUACUUUUUUUUUUGGUAAUAUUAUGUGAUCGUUAUGCAUUACCUAAUUAUGUGAUCAUAUUGAUUAAAAGAUGAUUUAGGUAUGUUUGAUAAUUGCUUCAAACGCCAAUUCAUACCAACAAUAUAUAAUAUAAAAAGGCUUGCAUAUAUUGUUGUUAUUCAAAAGAGCAUGUUAUCAAUUAGUAAUUUAUUUAAAUUUAAUGAUAAUUUUAGUAUGUAUACAAUAAGUAAUUAAAGAGUAAUAUUAUUAAUAUUUUAAAUAUAUUGAUGAAAAAUAGUGUAAUUAACAUGAUUGUGAUAUGUAAUUAUACAACAUCUAAUAAACUAGUCAAGCUGA